AUGGCCAACGGGAGCCUGGACGAUCGGCUCUUCCGGCGAGGGAACACCCCGGUCCUCCCGUGGCAGCUCCGGUUCAGGAUCGCCGCCGAGAUCGGCACGGGGCUCCUCUUCCUCCACCAGACGAAACCGGAGCCGCUCGUCCACCGGGACCUGAAACCAGGGAACAUCCUCCUCGACCACAACUACGUGAGCAAGAUCAGUGACGUGGGACUGGCGAGGCUCGUCCCUCCGACGGUGGCCGACACCGUCACCCAGUACAGGAUAACCUCCACGGCGGGGACCUUCUGCUACAUCGACCCGGAAUACCAGCAGACGGGCAUGCUGGGGAUCAAGUCGGACAUCUACUCCCUCGGGAUCAUGCUGCUGCAGCUCAUCACGGCAAAGCCCCCCAUGGGGCUCACCCACCACGUCGAGAGGGCGAUCGAGAAGGGAAACUUCAAGGAGAUGCUCGAUCCGGCGGUGCCCGACUGGCCUGUCGAGGAGGUGCUCGUCUUCGCCAAGAUGUCGCUCAAAUGCGCCGAGCUGCGGCGGAGGGACCGGCCGGACCUCGCCACCGCCAUCCUUCCGGAGCUCAACCGGCUGAGGGCCCUCGCCGAGGACCACAUGCACCACGGCGUACUCGGCUGCAUGAGCCCCCACGGUGGCAGUCACAGCCACAUCUCCAUUACCCAUGUAAGCUCGGCUCUCCCAUGACGUCCAUCGACGCGCCCCCCGAAAACCCUAGUUUCAAAGGAAUUGAUAGCUCCUUUCUAUACAUAUAAAAUGCAGGAUAUAAUGAGUGACCCGUUGAUGCAGUCCUCAUACGAGAGCUCCAAAAGCCGAUCGACGAGCGCAUCGUCAGGCAGAAGAGCGAGCCUCGCGUGA
This is a messenger RNA of Spirodela intermedia, 864 nucleotides long. Lineage: Eukaryota; Viridiplantae; Streptophyta; Magnoliopsida; Alismatales; Araceae. The record is from the annotation of a GenBank genome assembly.